CUCUCAUCCAUUUCCAUUUCCUCCUCGGUUCGCCACCAUGCUUCUCCAGGCUCCUCAGUUCGGUCUCCUCGCCGCCUCCGUCUCCGCCUCCGACGCCUCUCCUCGUACGGCGGACGUCAGUGGUGGAAGGUUUCCGUUUCCCUUCUCCCACUUGAAGAUCUCGAAGGAGGGGCGUCGGCUAGGGCCAAUACUCGCCGCCGAGGGCGGGCAAGCCAUCACUGGUGUCGUGUUCCAGCCGUUCGAGGAGCUCAAGAGAAUCGAGGCGUCUCUCGUCCCCAUCGCCCUCGAUCAGUCCCUCGCCCGCCAGAAAUACACCGACGACUGCGAAGCGGCCAUUAAUGUUCAGAUCAACGUGGAAUACAAUGUCUCCUAUGCGUAUCAUGCUCUGUUUGCUUACUUUGAUCGAGAUAAUGUUGCGCUAAAAGGCCUGGCAAAAUUCUUCGAGGAAUCCAGUGAUGAGGAAAGGGAUCAUGCUGAGAAACUGAUUAAGUACCAGAACAAAAGAGGAGGAAGGGUUAAACUUUUGCCAAUAGUUACACCCCUGACUGAAUUUGAUCACCCUGAGAAGGGUGAUGCUUUGUAUGCAAUGGAAUUGGCUUUGGCCCUUGAGAAGCUGACAAAUGAGAAACUACUCCAGUUACACAGUGUAGCUCAAAAUGCCAAUGAUCCUCAACUGACUGACUUCAUCGAGAGUGAGUUUCUUGAAGAGCAGGUGGAAACAAUUAAAAAGGUCUCUGAAUAUGUUGCGCAGUUGAGGAGAGUUGGAAAGGGACAUGGAGUUUGGCAUUUCGACCAGAAACUUCUCCAUGAAGGAGAUGCAGCAUGAGGUUUACGAGGAAUAUUGCCCUUCUGUCAUAUCUAGGUCUCGAUCGUUCUAGUCCCGUCUCGUUCUUGAAUCUUUUGGUUGUCGUCCUUACCGCUUAGUUUAUCUCUAUUACCUCUUUCCAUGUAUUAAUGUGAAUAAAAUCUCCGUAGAAAUCAGAGUGGGUCAAUCGUCAGUUUACUGGUUCCAUGUAGUAAUUUGUCCCUCAAUGUUAAAAUAUUUACGAACUCCGUUUAGUGCAUCAAUCUUAAAAUGUUCAGUUGGCCUCCGCCGACUAAUGUUUAGGUAA
This is a messenger RNA of Zingiber officinale, 1112 nucleotides long. Its product is annotated as ferritin-3, chloroplastic-like. Gene Ontology annotation, molecular function: ferric iron binding; ferrous iron binding. Lineage: Eukaryota; Viridiplantae; Streptophyta; Magnoliopsida; Zingiberales; Zingiberaceae. Bases 38 to 826 code for a protein of 262 amino acids. The transcript has 8 exons. The record is from RefSeq and is a predicted model, not a curated record. Gene Ontology annotation, cellular component: cytoplasm. Gene Ontology annotation, biological process: iron ion transport; intracellular iron ion homeostasis.